This is a messenger RNA of Cryptosporidium muris RN66, 738 nucleotides long. Its product is annotated as proteasome subunit beta type 1, putative. The coding region runs from base 1 to 738 and encodes 245 amino acids. The record is from RefSeq and is a predicted model, not a curated record. The transcript has 3 exons. Lineage: Eukaryota; Apicomplexa; Conoidasida; Eucoccidiorida; Cryptosporidiidae. Gene Ontology annotation, cellular component: proteasome core complex.
AUGGAGGGUAUGAACACUAUUCAUAAUGGAAUUGAUGUGAAUGGCUUUUAUAAUGAUCAACCUAACAAUAAGUGUACUGUAAAUCCGAAGUCAUUUGGAGAAUUUAAUCCAUAUACGGAUAAUGGUGGAAGUUGUAUAGCACUAGCUGGAAGUGAUUUUGCAGUUAUUGUUUCGGAUACUAGAUUAUCUCAAGGUUAUCGAAUUGCAUCUAGAAGUGUAACACGAGUAUUUGAAAUAACUGCUAAAUGUGUUUUAAGUUGUAGUGGAAUGUUUGCAGAUAUAACUGCUCUACAGAAACUCAUACGUGCAAGAGUAAAGAUAUACGAGUUUGAACAUAAGAAGAGUCCUUCUAUUGGUGCUGUUGCUCAAUUAUUAUCAACAGUAUUAUAUUCUAAAAGAUUUUUCCCUUAUUAUUGUUAUUGUGCUAUAGCUGGACUAGAUGAAUAUGGUAAUGGUGUUGCUUAUGGAUAUGAUGCUGUUGGAAGCUUUCAAUCAGGCAAAUAUUUUGCAAAUGGAACCGGAUCUCAUUUAAUAAGUUCAAUAUUAGAUAAUCAGAUAUCUGGUAAUAAUCAAUUAUAUCCAAAGAUUCUAACUAAUAAGGUAGAUAUGAUUGAUUUAUUGAAGGAUGCAAUUACAAGUGCUAGUGAGAGAGAUGUAUACACUGGCGAUUCUGCACAAGUAGUAGUAAUUGAUGCUUCAGGAAUAUCAAUAAGUAGUUUUCCCCUUAGACAAGAUUAG